This is a messenger RNA of Macroventuria anomochaeta, 1905 nucleotides long. Its product is annotated as glycoside hydrolase family 3 protein. NCBI's taxonomy places the organism in Eukaryota, Fungi, Ascomycota, Dothideomycetes, Pleosporales, Didymellaceae. The coding region runs from base 1 to 1905 and encodes 634 amino acids. Gene Ontology annotation, biological process: glucan catabolic process. The transcript has 3 exons. The record is from RefSeq and is a predicted model, not a curated record. Gene Ontology annotation, molecular function: beta-glucosidase activity.
AUGUUCUCACGCACUGCUUCUGCGUACAGUGCUAUCGUUGCCGCUCUCUUUUUGUUGCCCACGACGCUUGCCCAACAGCCAUACCACGAUUGGGAUGCUGCUUAUAAAGCUGCAGAGGAGCUGGUAUCCUCUUGGACCACUCAAGAGCUCGCAAACAUAACUGUUCGAAAUGGCGUUGCACCAGGGUAUCUACCUUUCACGGUGACAGAUGGUAAGUCAAUGCCCCACUCAAUAACAUCUGGAAGCGCUGAGAACCGUACCUCGAGUAACAUGGACGAUCGUACACUCCAUGAGCUUUACCUAUGGCCGUGGUACGACGCAGUCAAGGAAGGCAUGGGAUCUGUCAUGUGUGUCAUGAACCGCGUCAACGGCACGAUUGGCUGCGAAAAUGAGCAUAUUCAGAACACAGUAUUGAAGGGUGAGCUUGGCUUCAAAGGUUUAAUUGUCCCAGAUGCAACAGCACCUGUCAACCGUACCAGGGGCUUGAUCAACGGUCUUGAUUGGAACUCCGGCUACGACCUCGGAAACAUCACUGCCUUACUCCAGAACGGCACUAUCUCAGAGGAGAUCAUAAGGGAGCAUGCCCUUCGCAUCGUCGCAACUCAGCUCAACCUCAACAUACGACAGGACGAAUACCCCAACAUAGAAGAAGUUGAGUCCAAGAUUAUCCGCAAGCCUUCGAGCCGCGAAUUGAUUCGCAAAGCCGCCAGCGAAUCCAUUGUCCUGCUCAAGAACAAACGCAACACACUGCCAUUCAAAAACGUCACUCAAAUCGCAGUCUUCGGCCUCAACGCAGCAAACCUAGGCUUCGGACCACAGCCACUAUUGAACUUCGGAGAUUAUCUGGGAGAGACAUACGCUUCCCACCUCGGCUCCGGCGGCGGCAGCGGCACCGCGCCAGUGGGCUUCCUCGUCUCCCCUCUCGACGCACUCACCCAGCGCGCAUCAUCGGUCAAUGGUUUCGACUUCCGCUACAUCCUCUCCGACAACCACACCGUCACACCUCCCCCAGCAACCGGCGCCGGCUUCUUCGCAGUAACCGGCGUAUCAGUGCAAGGCUAUGCAGAACAGUCCGAGCAAUGCCUAGUAUUCAUCAACGCCUUCGCCAAAGAAGGCGCCGACCGACGCUCCCUGCGCGAUCCCGUUGGCGAUAAGCUCGUCAAUGACUUAGCGACGUACUGCAACAACACCAUCGUCGUCAUGAAUAACGCCGGUGUGCGUCUUGUGGACGCCUGGAUUGAGCAUCCCAAUGUCACGGCUGUCCUGAAUGCGGGGACCCUGGGGCAGGAGUCCGGGCACUCGAUAAUGGAUGUGCUGUUUGGCGAUGUGAAUCCGAGCGGCAAGCUGGUGUACACCAUCGCCAAAAACGAGAGUGAUUACAAUGGUGAAAUCUGCCCGUGCUGCGAGUGCGACUACACCGAGGGUCUGUAUAUCGACUACCGCCACUUUGAUCAGGCCGGUAUCGAGCCACGCUACGAGUUUGGUUACGGACUGUCGUACACGACGUUCGAGUACGGAAACUUGACCUUGACGGCGAGCCCGCUCAAUGUCUCGACUUACGCCAACGGUCCGACAGUCGAAGGUGGGCCGGCUGACUUGUACGAUGAGUUACUAUCGUUCAAGGCCAGCAUCACAAACACUGGAGAUGUUGCAGGCGCUGAGGUCGCACAGUUGUAUCUUGGGUACCCGGAAGCUGCGAAUAGUCCUGUCAAGCAGCUUCGUGGGUUCUCGAAAGUCUUCUUGCAGCCGGGAGAGACCAAGGAUAUCGAGUUCACGCUACAAAGGCGUGAUGUUAGUAUGUGGGAUAUCGUGGCGCAGAAGUGGAAGAUUGAGAAGGGGACUUUCACUGCGAUGCUAGGAAAGAGCAGUAGGCAUAUAGUUGGUGAGGUUGUGUUUCAGCUGUAG